CAAGUGAAGUGUCUGCUCGCUUCUCCAGAAGUGCUCAUUGGCAUCGCUGACACUGACAAUACAACAGGAAGUUAUUGACAGCUUCCUGUUUUAAUGACAAUGUUUUGAUGGCAAUAAGGAAGUUACGGACACUUUUCGUAUGCAAGACGAUACUGAUGACAGACAGGAGUUUAUAAUGAAGAGAAAAAGUAUCAGUGCAGACUUUAGGAAGUAAUCUGCAUUAUCCAUGCUGUGGUCAAUCAAACUUAGUCAGUAAUUCACUUUAAAAACAUAAUAAGUUGAAGUCUGAACGUCAACAGCGAGAUCACACUGGACAAGGAAAUAAUUGAGCUUUGCAUAUUUUUGUUAUUAUUGAAGUUUUAUUUUCAGUCUAGUUUCAGUUGUCUCAGCUGAUGGAGGCCACUGAAGUGCAAAAUCAAGCAAUGAAGGAGACGCAUUAAACAACUUCUAACAGUGUUACAGUAAAAGAUGAAACACGGAAACAAGACAAGAAAUGCAUUCAAAGAAAGCUCAGACUCACCAAAGGACAGAGAUGGGUCAGCUGAUCUAAAAAGCCAAAAAGAAACAGAAAAGGAGAGAAAUGAGACCUUUGACACAUCUGCUAUUAGAGAGCUCCAGCUUUUCACCACUAUCUCUACCUUUUACAGACAGUUUCUCAAGCCAAAUAUACCAACCAUAAUCAAUUCAUUCAUAAUCAAUUCAAUCCAUAAUCCAAACUUUUGUAUGUCAAGGCAGCACAAUGCACCGUUUUUAUCAUCACGUAAAACUGAACAAACUCCAGCUUCCACCUUCAUUAACUCUUCACUCUGUACUCGUCCAAAGUUUGAUCAUUUCCCCCCACAGUCAACCUCAGCAAAACUCAGCAGCACAACUGUGGAACGAGACAGGAAACCUUUACCCUUGUUGUGCCACCGUCUCUGCACCUCACAGGACUCUGCUUGUUCCACGAAUGACAGAAUUGUUUUAAAUCAGCUACAGUUACCAGAGCUAAAGACUCCAGACUCCACCUCCACUACCUUCUCAUCUGUUUCUCCUGUUAGGCAUCUUUACACACACUUGUUUUUUUCUUCUGCUGCAGUUAAAGGCGAACACACGUCAGACUCCACCUCCGCUACUUUUUCAUCCCCUGAUUUUCGUUGCCUUAAAAGGAUUUCCUCACAACCCACCUGGAUGAAACCAGGCAGCAUAAAGAUGCAGCAAUACAGCGCUACUUUACUGCUGUAUCACAGCCUCUCCACCUUACAGGACUCUGCUUUGUGCACUAACGGCAGUAAAAGAUAUGAUUUUUCCACAUGUCCUUCUUGCUCCCAGUCUAAUAUCCCAACUGUUGCUGGUUCAGCUGAAUGCAGCCAAGAAGAAAUACUAGAAGAAGAUACAAGCAGAGUUUCCCUUUCAUGGACAGAAGACAAACCAGGAAAAGCAGAUCCACCUGUCAUAACUGAAGACAUCCUACGUACCACAACUCUGCCAUAUAAUUCUGAUCUCCAGCUCUCCUCCACAGAGUCCUACAGCGUUCCUUCACUGAACAAAAUACGAAAGAACAACUCAACACAAGCAGCAAGCUCACCUGACAUGAAGUUAAAGGAGUUUACACCUGCCAUCACUGCUGAUGACUCUGAUGAUGAAACCUACCUGUUCCAGUGCUCCAGUGCAGGUCUGUACCAGUGCAGUGUGACUGGUCUGGUGUUUGUCAUGAAGGGAGAAGGAGACGUGGUUUACAGGACUGUCCCUUGGUACAGGAGGCUGCUGGCCCAACACCACAAGAAGCCUGCAGGACCCCUGUUUGACAUCAAAUGUCAGCAGCAGUCUGUGUGUCAGCUUCAUCUCCCACACUGUGAGCUCAUCUCCACAGGUGGAGGUCAGUUCUUGCAGGUCGCUCAUGUGCAUGAUGAGCGCGUCGAGUUCAUCCCCCCUCACUAGAUAACAGAAAGUCAUGUUGUUAUAAACA
This is a messenger RNA of Oreochromis niloticus (Nile tilapia), 1948 nucleotides long. RefSeq lists its product as uncharacterized. The transcript has 2 exons. The record is from RefSeq and is a predicted model, not a curated record. NCBI's taxonomy places the organism in Eukaryota, Metazoa, Chordata, Actinopteri, Cichliformes, Cichlidae. The coding region runs from base 469 to 1920 and encodes 483 amino acids.